UAGGACUCCGGAGCCAUCUAAACUUCCGGUGCCUGCAGCGCAGUAAGAGGCAGCAGCCGCACUGAUCGAGGUUGCACAGGCAGAGGCUACAGGGAGCAGGCGCGGGUCAGCGCAGCCAUGGUGAAGAUCAGUUUCCAGCCCGCAGUGGUGGGCAUCAAGGCCGAUAAGGCCGAAAAGGCAGCAGCCUCUGGCCCGGCCUCGGCAUCUGCCCCGGCCGCGGAGAUCCUGCUGACGCCGGCGAGGGAGGAACGCCCCCCUCGCCACCGCUCCAGGAAAGGGGGCUCUGUGGGUGGUGUGUGCUACCUAUCAAUGGGCAUGGUUGUGCUGCUUAUGGGCCUUGUCUUUGCCUCCGUCUACAUCUACAGAUACUUCUUCCUUGCUCAGCUGGCCCGAGACAACCUCUUUCACUGUGGCGUGCUCUACGAAGACUCCCUGUCCUCCCAGAUCCGGACUCGCAUGGAGCUGGAGGAAGAUGUGAAAAUCUACCUUGAGGAGAACUAUGAACGCAUCAAUGUCCCCGUGCCCCAGUUUGGUGGCGGCGACCCUGCGGACAUUAUCCAUGACUUCCAGCGGGGUCUCACUGCCUACCACGACAUCUCCCUGGACAAGUGCUACGUCAUCGAACUCAACACCACCAUUGUGCUACCCCCGAACUUCUGGGAGCUCCUCAUGAAUGUGAAGAGAGGGACCUACCUCCCACAGACAUACAUCAUCCAGGAGGAGAUGGUAGUGACAGAGCAUGUCAGUGACAAGGAGGCUCUGGGUUCCUUCAUCUACCACCUGUGUAACGGGAAGGACACCUACCGGCUGCGGCGCCGGGCUACCCGGAGGCGGAUCAACAAGCGUGGGGCCAAGAACUGCAAUGCCAUCCGCCACUUUGAGAACACAUUCGUGGUGGAGACGCUCAUCUGUGGGGUGGUGUGAGGCCUCCCCUCCAGGCCCACCCCUGCCCUCUUUCCUUCUGGCCACUCUCUGGCCCUCCUCCUCCCCUUUGCUUAG
Molecule: messenger RNA, 999 nt
Organism: Phodopus roborovskii (desert hamster)
Lineage: Eukaryota; Metazoa; Chordata; Mammalia; Rodentia; Cricetidae
Product: integral membrane protein 2C-like
Biological process (GO): negative regulation of amyloid precursor protein biosynthetic process
Cellular component (GO): extracellular exosome; plasma membrane; Golgi apparatus
Molecular function (GO): amyloid-beta binding
Source: RefSeq, a predicted model, not a curated record